UCCUUCACUCACUCUAAUCUUUUCUCUUCUCGUCUGAUCCAGUGCUUGCCGAUCGCAUUCUUUCUUGUGCUUUUGCAGAAGUAGGUUGUGUGUCUGUUGUGUGUUGUCAUAAUAAGUGAAAUUCCAUUGGAUUUAUUGAAAAAAUUUGGCGAUUGAAAUCGAGUAAAAUAAAUUUAUUACCGUAUUCAAAAGAAAUUCUUUGUUUGAUUGGGUGUAUAAAUUUUUAUUCGCGGCACUUCGGUCCAAAGAAAAAAUGGACGAAGUAGUCGACAAUGUGAGGGCAUGCCUAUUGUCCUCAAAAGGAGGCGCUAGUCUUCAUAAUCUCAAUAAAGACUAUCAAGAUGUAAUUGGAGAGAGAAUUCCAUUUAGGAGAUUUAAUUUUAAUACUCUAGAAGAAUUCAUUAAUACAGUACCAGGUUUGAGAAAAUUUCAAAAAGGAAAUGAGAUGUUUUAUGAAGUAUUACCCACUGCAAAUACUAUUCAUAUUCACAAACUUGUUCAGGGACAAAAAACCGAUAAGAAAACAAAAAAGAGACUUGCACAUGCUUAUAAUCGACCAACUCGACCUGUUAGGCAAUCUUUUUCAACGUAUAAUUCAAGAAAUCAAAUUUCUCAGCGUACUAGGAGACCGACUUCUUCUUCUUCUUCUUCAAAUCAGAAUUCAAGAAGUAAAAGCAGUUAUGGAAAAAAUACUAAUUAUGGUUCAGUGGGACCUACGACGCAAUCAGAUACUGACGCGAGGGGCCUCAAAUUGAGGGUUAUUGAACCUGAAAGAGCAAAAAGCAAUCUACAAGACAGACUUGUUGUUAAUCAACCAAAGAGAAAUGAAUUUGUGGUUAGAACAAAUUUAAUUGAAAUUCGUCCAACUUUGUCGACAACACCUUUAAAUAGUGGCCGUUCAUCACCAAUGAAGACACUUUUAAAUGAUGCUCGUGCAUCUACAUCGACGACACAUAUGAAUGAUACACGCCCGUCAACGUCCACGACACAUGUAAAUGGUUCACAUUCAUUUACAUCGACGACACAUUCAAAUGGAGCACGUCCAUCAGUGUUCGCUUUUUGGAAGACACCUGAAAAUAAUGCACAAUUAGAAAAUAGAACAGUAUUUAAUUUACCAAUUAUGAGGAAUGUGGAAAAUUACGAACGAGACGAUUCAAACAAUUUUAAACCUCUAAAGCCUGUUUCCAUAGUUCCGUUUAAAGAAUUUGCGCCAAAAACACCAGAAGAAGAGCUUAAAUUACUUGCUCAUAAUCUUAAUUACACGACUCCCGUUUAUAAAAUAUCAAAAGCAAAACAUAGAAGCUUCUUCGCUUCGGUUAUGGUGGGCAAGAAUAAUUAUUCUUGCUAUCCAAAUAGUGGUAAAACGGAAGAAGAGGCUAAAAAUAUGGCUAUUGAUGUUGCACUGAAAGAAUUAAAAAGAAAAGAUGAAACGUGUACUCUUCCAACGACAAAAAAUGUUAAACUAAUUGAAGAAAGAAUUUUAAAAAUUAUUAAUAAACACUCAACGGGAGUUUUUACAACUCAACUUCUUAAAUAUUAUAAAGAAGAAUACAAUGAACUAUUGCCAAAUAAUAUUGACAAAAUUAUAAAUGAGUGCAAAGAAAUUAGUGAAGAAAGAGGUGUGGAUGGAACGAAUAUUCUUACCCGAUUUGUUCCAAAUUCAAUAGAGGAACAAGAUUUGGCUCCGUUGUCGCCAUUUAAUAAAAUGAGAAUAAAUUCGAAUGGUCGACAUUCACCGGGAAGCUUAAAUGUUCCUGAGGAUCAAUAUUGGGUGACACAUGUCACAUUUGUUUAUUCAACCAGCGAAAUAAUGGUUCAAAUUGUUGGUGCAGAUUACAGCGAAAAGUUUGAAAAAAUGUGUACAGCAAUGGAUGAAUUUUAUUCGAAAAAUUUGCAAACAACAAAAUUGUCAAUUUGUGAAGAAGAUAUGUAUUAUGCAUAUUUUUGUGAACAAGAGAAUAAAUGGUAUCGUGUUCGAUGUCUUGAUGUAAACUUGGAAUUAAAAAAAGCCUUAGUUGAUUUCAUCGAUUUUGGCGAUGACGAAGUUUGUGACAUUAGCAUGUUAUAUAAAUUGGACAAACAAUUUUGCGAUCUUCCAGCACAGGCCCUUUGUCUAUCACUUAAUGAAUUAGAGAUAUUUUCUCUAAUCGAAAUGGAAAACAUUUUUGAUAGUGAAAGAUCAAAGAAAAUAAUUUCCAAUCAUCUUUUGGAACAACAAUUUUACGUAGAGGUAAAAAAUAUUGACGAUGGAACGCCCUCCGUUAUUUUCUACGACACUCGUGGAGAAGAUGAUAUCAAUUUAAAUAAAGUAAUUGCCGCUGAAAUUGUCGAAACUUGCAUUAAACGACCUAAAUUAAAAACGGCAAGUCUUCACGAAGUGUAUGUCUCACAUAUCAGUGACAGUGGCGAUGUUUAUGUUCAAUUUAAAGACUACAGUCUGUUUUAUCUCACGGAAUUGAUGAAUAAAGUCGUUGAUAAAUUGAGUGAAGAUUGUAGUCAAUACGUUGCGACAACAUUGAAUUUAACGAAAUUUUAUCUUGCAAAAUCGCCAAAUGGAUCUUGGUACAGAGUGAGAGUUAUAAAUGUAAAUUAUUUAAAAAAUGAAGUCGACGCUGUUUGUGUCGAUUUUGGAGAGACGAUGACGAUAAAAAUAACAGAUUUAAUUAAUCUAAAUAAACUUUCGGACGUUUUAAACAUAUUCCCUGAUCAAGCAGUUGAGGUGCAACUUUCUAGUUUAUUAUCGUUUGAUACUGAAAAAAUAAAUAGAUUACGAGAGCUUACACCUCCUGAUCAACCAUUAAUUAUGAAAGUAGUUCAAUUAGGCACUGGUCAAACUUCUUUACCUGUCGUUGAAUUAUUUAAGCGUCAAGAGCCAAAUAAUGGAAUUAUUUCAAUUAAUAAUACAAUUCUCUUGGAUGCUGUAUUGAAGAAAGCAAAUGGUGAUAGUAAUAAUAAUGUGAAAGAACGAAAACGUAGCGAGAGAUCGGUGAGUCGUUAUGGAUCAACAGAUCAAGUCAAUGUAAGAAAUAAAAAAAGUUUGCGACAACCGGAAAUACCAGAAGUGAAUAAACGUUACGAUAUUCACGUUGAAAUGGUGUGUAAUCCAGGAAAUUUUAUUGUUCAACCCUAUGAAUCCAAAGGGGUACUUGAGACAAUGAAUAAUCAAUUAUACGAAGAAUGUAAAAAUUAUUCAGGUGAACCAUUAACAAUGGAUCAUAUUCAGGAAGGUUCAUUGUAUUGUGUUAAACAUUCUGAUAAUUAUUAUUAUCGAGUCACAGUUCUUAAUAAAUUACAAGCUCAAAUGAUGGUCACUGUCUAUUUUUGUGACUAUGGUGAAGUCACUUUAGUCAAUUUAAAAAAUCUGCUACCACUUACUUCCAAAUUCUUUGAGCUGCCAUAUCAAGCUAUAAGAGCAAAACUUGCAGACGUGAAACCAAUCAAUGUUGAUUGGGCAGCAGAAGACUGUGUAAGAUUUAAAGAACUAAUUGAGGGAAAGGAUUUUGUGGCAACAGUUAAAAAUAUUAUUAAAGAUGGUGAUGAAAUUGUCCUUUCUUUGGCAUUAACUGACGUUUCAAAUGAAUAUAACAUUGAAAUUGAUGAAGUUUUCAUACAAGAAGGACGAGCGCAAAGAACAGAGUCCUAUCUUAAUUCAAUCGAGAAAAGAUAAUUUGAUUCUAAUGGAUAAAAAAAAAAAAAAAAAACAUUUGUAACAAAUCGUCAACUAAUUUCAUGACAUCUAAUUUAUUCAUUUUUUUUCUAUCUCACAUUUAACGUGAGAGAGUCAAUAAGAAAAAAAAAAAACCAAAACAUAAUUCGUUAAAUCACAAAAAUAACGAAACAAAUUUAGAUGGAAGAAUUGAACGUCCAACUUUUGUAAACUUGACUGUCCCAUUCAACGUCAUUGAAUAAUUUUUAAAUAUGACUAAAAAUGAACUAAAGACUAAAUAUUCCUUUAUUUUGAAAAAUUUAGUAAAAAGUUUACCUAGUUCCAUUAAUUUGAAGACUUUGUAUAUCGUCUUUGAAAAAGACUUACUAGUUAUUUAAUAGUCGAAAUGAAAAGGCGGUGCCUGAAAGUAUUUUCUUUUCUUUUUUUUUUUUUUUAUUUUUCAUUACAAUUAUUAUUUCAUUUUUUUUUUUUUAGAAAAUUGUGUUUCUAAUAUUAUGCGUGUUAAAAAAAACCGUUAACAUUUUAUAUUUUAAAAAAAUUAAUUAAACAGAUGAUAAAAGAAGAGAUAUUUAAUUCUCGAGAUGAAAAAAAAGCACUUAUUAUGUAUUAAUUAUACACAGAAGUACGUUUAUUUUUUACAUAAGUGCCAAUAAAUUAAUUAUUUCUUAA
This is a messenger RNA of Leptopilina boulardi, 4336 nucleotides long. RefSeq names its product tudor domain-containing protein 7A-like (gene tapas). The transcript is spliced from 17 exons. The record is from RefSeq and is a predicted model, not a curated record. Lineage: Eukaryota; Metazoa; Arthropoda; Insecta; Hymenoptera; Figitidae. Bases 254 to 3667 code for a protein of 1137 amino acids.